This is a messenger RNA of Colletotrichum acutatum, 937 nucleotides long. RefSeq lists its product as uncharacterized. Lineage: Eukaryota; Fungi; Ascomycota; Sordariomycetes; Glomerellales; Glomerellaceae. The record is from RefSeq and is a predicted model, not a curated record. The transcript has a single exon. Bases 102 to 599 code for a protein of 165 amino acids.
UGACGGCGGUUGGACGGCUCUCAGAGGCACGAGCUUGACGAGGCACCAACUGCUGCGGCUAAACCGUUUGUGAGCGCCGCCAGCCCACAGGCUCAUCAAACAUGGGAUCUCUGAUUGAGUGCUCUCGGACCCUCAAAGUCUGCGCGUCGGCCCCCCUCCCCCUUUUUUUUUUUUUUUCAAUCAUUUUGUGCACCGCCGAGCCCGCCGCGGUCAGAAUUUGGCCCCUCGCGAUUCGGAUCACCCAGGCUCGUCUUGGAUUGUUGGCGGCCUCGAGUCCUGGGCCGUGCCCUCCUUUGUUAUUUCCAUGUGUAUUUUCUCGGUUUAACUUCCAAGGGGGAGGGGGGUGGUUGUCAUUGGCGCUAGUCACCAUGGCGAGCUGUAGUGACUUGGAGACUUUUGUGCGUAGACAUAAGCUGUCCCCAAGGUUGUUGGGUUCCUUAAGUCAGCGUGCCAUCCAAGACGCGCCGGGCCUUGCGGGAACUGAGCCAGUCUCGCCGAAGGGCCAUUGCUGGCGGCUCCAGUCUGUCGAAGAAGGCGGCCCGGCGGAUAGAGCCCGAAUAGGGGUUGGUGGAGUGUCCCGACUCUCGCGUUCACAAUGAGUAAUCAGUCAACGACCCGGUGAUAGGGUUCGCAUCCAGCAAGGCGCGAGCAAAAGGGUGGACGACGAUGGCGUCUGUGGGGGAUUUUCAUAGCGUCCCGCAAUAUCAGCAGUAUGAAGCGACCACGGACGAUGAUGGCAAACUGCCUUCGUACUCGUAAGGUACGGAGUAGUGCAUAGAGUGUUUGCAGGGUAUUCAUCCAUCCGUAAAGUUGCAAACAAGCUUGUGUGGCUUAUCCGGACCCCUAACAUGCUGAGAGCCCGAGACGCCUUGCUUUCAUGAUGGGCCGAUUUGGAGAGUUUGAUAUUUGUUCCUUGAGCGCUGGAACUGGCACGUUU